Messenger RNA from Pan troglodytes (chimpanzee), 12953 nucleotides. RefSeq names its product zinc finger protein 718 (gene ZNF718). Gene Ontology annotation, biological process: regulation of transcription by RNA polymerase II. The coding region runs from base 1882 to 3222 and encodes 446 amino acids. The record is from RefSeq and is a predicted model, not a curated record. Gene Ontology annotation, molecular function: RNA polymerase II cis-regulatory region sequence-specific DNA binding; DNA-binding transcription factor activity, RNA polymerase II-specific. Lineage: Eukaryota; Metazoa; Chordata; Mammalia; Primates; Hominidae. The transcript has 5 exons.
CGCUGGAUUGACAACUGCCGAAUCAGGCGCGCAGCAGAGAGGAGGGUGCGGCAUCCGGGAUCUGGCGCGGCCUUUGCUUGUAGCUCCAGCCAGAGCUCGGUUAGGGCCUCAUCGCUCUGCUCCCGCUCCUUAGGGAAGCCUCGGUGAUUCUGCCACAGCCUCAGCCUCUGUGGCUCUGUGACCUGCCGGUAUUGGAUGAUUCGUAUCUAAGACUCUGGGACACUCCUGAAGUCGGGAAAUGACAGAGUCUUCGCUGUGUCGCCAGGCCGGAGUGCAGUAGUGUGAUCUCGGCUCACCGCAUUCUCCACCUCCCAGGUUCAAGCGAUUCACCUGCUCAGCCUCCUGAGUAGCUGGGAUUACAGGCGCGCCACCACACUCAGCUAAUUUUUUUGUAUUUUUAGUAGAGACGGGGUUUUCGCCAUGUUGGCCAGGAUGGUCUCCAUCUUCUGACCUCAUGAUCCACCGGCCUCGGCCUCCCAAAGUGCUGGGAUUAUAGGCGUGAGCCACCGCGCCUGGCUGAAAAUUUUUCUUUUAGUCAUAUUUUCCAUGCACUGUUUAGAAGUACCGGACGUUAUAUACAAAGUGCCCACCAGGCUUCACUUGAGAGAAAAACCUUUCUUCUCAGGAUUCCAGCCACAACCCACAAUUGUAUGACAAAGUGCAGCAAGGUGCUCCCCAAAUCUGCAAACAAAAUAGUCUAUUUGGGAUCUACAGUCCCUUCUAGAGCAGUUAGACUAGAUUUCUACAAAGAUCACUUCAGGACAGCAAUCAGUUAUUUCACCUCCUUCAGUGCUCCUGUCAUCUUCAGAUCUGACACGGAUUCAGAGAUCACGGGGCCCAUAAACCCAACCAGGAUCAUACAUGUGCAUUGAUUAAACUUGAGAACUUCAAUUCUCUCCCUCCUCCCUUUGCCCAAAUGCCCACAAAUGUGCAUAGCUCACCAGCCCUCCAAGACCUAAAUGUGCAGUUCCAAAUUCUGAAUUUAUUUUCUGGGAUUUGAGAGAAGAAAAGAACUUUUAUUUGAGAAACACAUGUUCUUUUAAUGAUCAGACCCAGAGACUGGUUAAAAUGAGACCACAGUGAUGUACUGUUCCCGUCUUUGAACUAUUUGUCUUUUGAAAUUGCUUGCUAUUGGCACAAGUGGCUAUAAAUUAACCUAAUAAUGCCACACUGGACACUAUAAUCCACACCCAAUAGCUUAACAAUGUAUAUAACCAAUCACUAACCAAUGUUACUUCUGUAAAUAAGAAUUCCUGACAACUUUUUAUCCUGCCUUUUUGCCUUUACAAAUAUACUUGUAAUUGGAGUGUAUAUUCAGGUAGCUUUAUACUCCAGGAUUGCAGUCUUCAAGCUUUGGCCCCAGAAAACUCUCUACUUAUAUUAUGUUUAUCUCAGUAUUUCCUUUUAGGUCAAAAUAUUCUUAAGAAUGUGUUGAAGGAGCCUCCAUGAGGUGAUCUCUCCUCUGGUUUUACUCUGCUUACUCUAACCCCUGAGAAUGUAGAGGCACAUUGAUCCCACCUAGAAUCUGCAUACAAAAGUUGGCCUCUGCCUGGGAUUCCCAACACUGGACCAGACUUUGGGUUGAAGACAUACGAAAAACUCACAGAAGACAUUUUCUGCAUCAUGAGAGGUCAAUGUAGACAUCUUAAGCCCCAUUUUUAGAGUGGAGCCCUUUGAGUUUUCCAGAUCUUGUUCAGUGACCUGCUACAGCUGUGUGAGAGGCUUCUGAUGGGAACAGAAUCCUGUGGCAGAAUCUUUAAGUGUAAACAAGCAUCUUAGCAGUGGGAGGAACUCUUAACAUUCAAGGAUGUGGCCAUAGAAUUCUCUCCAGAAGAGUGGAAAUGUCUGGACACUUCCCAGCAGAAUUUAUAUAGAGAUGUGAUGUUGGAGAACUACAGAAACCUGGUCUCCCUGGGUGUUACUAUCUCUAACCCAGACCUGGUCACCUGUCUGGAGCAAAGAAAAGAGCCCUACAAUUUGAAGAUACAUGAGACAGCAGCCAGACCCCCAGCUGUGUGUUCUCAUUUCACCCAAAACCUUUGGACAGUGCAGGGCAUAGAAGAUUCAUUCCACAAACUUAUACCAAAAGGACAUGAGAAACAUGGACAUGAGAAUUUAAGAAAAACUUGUAAAAGUAUGAAUGAGUGUAAGGUGCAGAAAGGUGGUUAUAAUAGAAUUAACCAAUGCUUAUUAACUACCCAGAGCAAAACAAUUCAAUCUAAUAUAUGUGUCAAAGUUUUUCAUAAAUUUUCAAAUUCAAACAAAGAUAAGAUAAGAUAUACUGGAGAUAAAACCUUUAAAUGUAAAGAAUGUGGCAAAUCAUUUCACGUGCUCUCACGCCUAACUCAACACAAAAGAAUUCAUACUGGAGAGAACCCCUACACAUGUGAAGAAUGUGGCAAAGCCUUUAAUUGGUCCUCAAUUCUUACUAAACAUAAGAGAAUUCAUGCCAGAGAGAAAUUCUACAAGUGUGAAGAAUGUGGUAAAGGCUUUACUCGGUCCUCACACCUUACUAAACAUAAGAGAAUUCAUACUGGAGAGAAACCCUACAUAUGUGAAAAAUGUGGUAAAGCUUUUAACCAAUCCUCAACCCUUAAUUUACAUAAGAGAAUUCAUUCUGCACAAAAAUACUACAAAUGUGAAGAAUGUGGUAAAGCCUUUAAGUGGUCCUCAUCCCUUAAUGAACAUAAGAGAAUUCAUGCUGGAGAGAAACCCUUCUCAUGCGAAGAAUGUGGCAAUGUCUUUACCACAUCCUCAGACUUUGCUAAACAUAAGAGAAUUCAUACAGGAGAGAAACCCUACACAUGUGAAGAAUGUGGAAAAUCCUUUAAUAGGUCCACAACUCUUACGACACAUAAGAGAAUCCAUACUGGAGAGAAACCCUACACAUGUGAAGAAUGUGGAAAAGCCUUUAAUUGGUCCUCAACCCUUAAUGUACACAAGAGAAUUCACUCUGGAAAAAAUCCCUACAAAUGUGAAGAUUGUGGCAAAGCCUUUAAAGUGUUUGCAAACCUGCAUAAUCAUAAGAAAAUUCAUACUGGAGAGAAACCCUACAUAUGUAAACAAUGUGGCAAAGCCUUUAAACAGUCCUCACACUUGAAUAAACAUAAGAAAAUUCACACUGUAGAUAAACCCUACAAAUGUAAAGAAUGCGGGAAAGCUUUUAAGCAGUACUCCAACCUUCCUCAACAUAAGAGAACUCAUACUGGAGGAAAAUUUUAGAAAUGUGAAGAAUGUGGGAGCCUUUAAGUCUUCCUCAGUUUUUCUAAUCAUAAUUCAUACUGGAGAGAAACUACACAUGAAAAAAUUGACAAAGCUUUUAACCGCAACUCAAUCUGUUCUAAACAUAAGAAAAAUGGUAUUGGUGAGAAGCCAUAAAAAUACGAAAAAUGUGGAAAAGCCUUCAAAUGCUUGUCACAUCUUACUGAUUAUAAUUCUUACUGCAGAAAACCCUUAGGAAUAUUUAAAGUGUGGCAAAACCUUUAACCAAUGCUCAUACCUCUUUGCACAUGAUAGCAUUUAUACUUGAGAAAAAUUGUACAAAUAUAGAAAAUGUAGAAAAGCCAUUAAUGCCUACUCAUGUGUUACUAAAUAUCAGAGAGUUUGUACUUAAUAAAAGGAUUAUAAAUGUAGUAUUUGUUGAAAGACCUAUUAGAAAAUACAGGUCUUAAAAGUGAAGAAGAGUAUUCUGAAGAUAGACAAUAGAAAUAGUAAGAGGGUUGUAGUACCUGUACUUGCAUCAUGGGUCUUAUUCUGCAUAGUUCGUACUAGAAGAAAACCCUGAAGCAGUUGCCCAAACUUUCUUUGACAUUAGAGAAUUUAUAUUGGAAAGAAAUUUUACAAAUGUAAUAAAUUUGGAAAAGCAUUUGUUCAAAAACUAUAGCUUAAAAAAAAACCAGUUUAUAUUAGAAGAUAUUUUGUAGAUGCGGUAAAUAUGAAAAGAUACUCAGUCUGAAAUUAAGACUAAAUGUCAGAAUAUUUACAGUAGAAAGAAAGGCAUUAACACUUGAAACAUUACAGUAUAUCAGAGUGUAAAGUAUAAAAAAAUUCCAAAGCUGAAACUGUUAGAUAAUUUCUUUCUAUAUAAGUUGAAAAGGAGUAGCUUUUUGAAAUUAUUCCAUUGAAAUUAUACUUUUUUUACUUGAAAAAAUUAUAGAUUUUUUGAAAAGCAAAUUCAACUCUAAAAUUACUUCAUACUGAUUCAACUUAUUGUUUAUAUGAAAGCAUGUGAUGAAUUGUUGCAUCAGAGGUAUGAGUGAUUCUUUUUAGGUGGGCAUCAUUCAUGAACUUUUACAUGAAUGAGUAAGGACAUUGAAAGAUGCAUGAGAUGAUGCAUGCAUCUUUGUGGUUGACUUAUCAUUGCAUGAUGCAUGAGGUACAUGUUCAGAGUAAUAUUCUUCUGCAUUAUAGUGAGAGAAAAAUCAUGAAUUUUACUAAUAAAUUGCUUUUACCAGUUGCACAUUUAUGUAAUAAAAUACAGUAAAUUUUAAAAUUCUCUUUUAAGAUUGUGUGUGAACCUUACUCAAGGGUGUAGGUAAAAAAUGGUAACAGUGUACUUUUAGUAACAUAGUUUAAUGACAUUUCUAGUAAUUUCUUUUUCCAGUGGCUUUAAACAGCAAAUAAAUUGAAGAAUAUUGUUCUCAUGUUAAAUUUUUAUUAUUUUUCAUAUUUAAAUUUAUUUUUAAAAAUUUAUGCGGGUACAUGGUGUGUGUAUACAUUCAUGGCAUAGAUGGGUUACUUUGAUACAGACAUGCAACAUGUAAGCACAUCAGAGUAAAUGAGUUAUUCAUCACCUCAAGCAUUUAUCCUUUGUAUUACAAACAAUCCAAUUAUACACUUCAUUUUUAAAUGUACAAUUAAAUUAUUUUUUAUUACAGGUAAUUUUAUGAUUGUAUUUAGAAUUAUAUCAGAAUAUAAUUAUAAUUUAGACAUUUCUGUGUCCUGAAUAAAUAUGUUUUUAAAUGUUCCAUAUUUUUCUUUGGACAUUUGGCAUCUCUUCUGGCAAACAUGUACAGACUUCUAGUUUUGAUUUACAUGGAGAUAAGUAUAUAAACAUAUUGCUGUAAGAUAAACCUUAGGUAUAAAAAAAUUGUAGACCAAGCAAUUGUGUUUGGAAAUUUGUACCUAUUUUCCAAAGAAAAUAGCAACAUUGGGACAAAAAAUAUUCUUUUAAUAAUAUAUAUAACUUACUAGAAACAUAAAAACCUAAAAUAUUCUGGAAUCAAAUCUACACUAUAUUCUUUGUAUUUAAUUAAUUGCUGUAGAAUCUAAUGGAUCAUUGUUGAGAAUCUCCUUGUGCAAAUUAUCUGUUUUGUCUUAUACUCAUGCUAGUGAUAUAAUUCACUUGUUUCUCAUAGUUUUUUGUUUUAACUUCAUUAAGUAUUUAUUGUGUGAGCUGGUCAGAAAUUAUAAGAAUGAUUUUUAUAAAAUUUAGUAGAGCCCACAAAAUAAAUUUAAGAUGUUCACAAUGUGUGUGUUAAGUAACAUUUAGUUAGAAUAUUUUGUUUAAUUGGGGAACCAUAUAUAAGCUGUUUAGUUACUGUUCCUUUCACUUUUUAUAAUCAACAUAAUUGAGUUUAUUUAUUGGGCCAAUUCAAGUAAGUACUGGGAACACUUUAUAACUUAUGAGGAUGUUUUGAUAUGUAAUUGCAGUGAACAAACAUAAGAAAGUGAUGGGUGUGUAAUAGCUGCUCCAUAAUUAGGUAUAAAUAUUUUUCUGGAGUUUAUUUGUAGGUCCAAGUAAGAGAUUGAAAAUAUCUGUGGUGAAGAAAUGGUAUUAAUUCUGUAUGUUAAGAGGACAUCUGUUCCCAGGCUGUAAAAGUGACUCAUUCUGAAUUUAAAGAAGAUUUCAGUGUUUAUAUUCUAAUUAUCUUCAGUUUUUUGAUGUCUUUAUGUGUUCAUCCUCAGCUGUGUAUACCUCACAGCCCUUCUCCUGAUUUGUGUUAGUUUUUUCACUGUUCUCUUCAUGCCAUGUAAUUUCACAUGGAUUUUCUAGGUUCUCAUGAAAAGUUUGGAUUUGUUUUAAUGUGGUAAAUUAUUGUUUUUAAGUGGGGUGUUUGAGGGUAUUUAUAGCUUAUCAAUGCAACAUUUAGAUUACUUAAGAGUCAUUUACUGUUCACAUGUAAAAGGAUUAAGGCAGUCAGCAUUGUUUUUCUCUGUAAAAGAAAAAUUUUAUGAAAUUCUAAACAAAGUAUGUUAAAUGAAACAUAAGCUAGAAUAGGUAAAGCAUUAAUAUGAGUGGGUUGCAUAUUGUAAGCAUCAUAUGAAGAAACUCAUCCAAAUUUUGAAAUCUCUUAGAAGAAAAUGUCUUAUAAAUUAAUUUCUAGGCCAGGUACAGUGGCUCACACCUGUAAUCCCAGCACUCUGGGAAGCUGAGGUGGGUGGAUAACCUGAGGUCAGGAGUUCGAGGCCAGCCUGGCCAACAUGGCAAAACCCUGUUUCUACUAAAAAUACAAAAAUUAGCCAGUUGUGAUGGUGGGCGCCUGUAAUCUAAGCUACUUGGGAGGCUGAGGCUGGAGAAUUGCUUGAACCCGGGAGGUGGAGGUUGCAGUGAGCUGAGAUGGCGCCACUGCACUCCAGCCUGGGUGACAGAGCGAGACUCAGUGUCAAAAGAAGGAAAUUUCUUGGAGACAGUGAUAGGUGAGAUAUUUUACAUUCUUUUUUUAUUAUUAUUAUACUUUAAGUUUUAGGGUGCAUGUGCACAACAUGCAGGUUAGUUACAUAUGUAUACAUGUGCACAUGUGCCAUUGUUGGUGUGCUGCACCCAUUACCUUGUCAUUUAAUAUUAGGUAUAUCUCCUAAUGCUAUCCCUCCCCCAACCCCACAGCAGGCCCCAGUGUGUGAUGUUCCCCUUCCUGUGUCCAUGAGUUCUCACUGUUCAAUUCCCACCUAUGAGUGAGAACAUGCAGUGUUUGGUUUUUUGUCCUUGCAAUAGUUUGCUGAGAAUGAUGGUUUCAAGCUUCAUCCAUGUCCCUACAAAGGACAUGAACUCAUCAUUUUUUUAUGGCUGCAUAGUAUUCCAUGGUGUAUAUGUGCCACAUUUUCUUAAUCCAGUCUACAUUGUUGGACAUUUGGGUUGGUUCCAAGUCUUUGCUAUUGUGAAUAGUGCCGCGAUAAACAUAUGUGUGCAUGUGUCUUUAUAGCAGCAUGAUUUAUAAUCCUUCGGGUAUAUACCCAGUAAUGGGAUUGCUGGGUCAAAUGGUAUUUCUAGUUCAAGAUCCCUGAGGAGUCGCCACAUUGACUUCCACAAUGGUUGAACUAGUUUACAGUCCCACCAACAGUGUAAAAGUGUUCCUAUUUCUCCACAUCCUCUCCAGCACCUGUUGUUUUCUGACUUUUUAAUGAUCGCCAUUCUAACUGGUGUGAGGUGGUAUCUUAUUGUGGUUUUGAUUUGCAUUUCUCUGAUGGCCAGUGAUGAUGAGCAUUUUUUCAUGUGUCUUUUGGCUGCAUAAAUGUCUUCUUUUGAGAAGUGUCUUUUUAUAUCCUUCACCCACUUUUUGAUGGGGCUGUUUGUUUUUUUUUCUUGUAAAUUUGUUUGAGUUCUUUGUAGAUUCUGGAUAUUAGCCCUUUGUCAGAUGGGUAGAUUGUAAAAAUUCUCUCCCAUUCUGUAGGUUGCCUGUUCACUCUGAUGGUAGUUUCUUUUGCUGUGCAGAAGCUCUUUAGUUUAAUUAGAUCCCAUUUGUCAAUUUUGGCUUUUGUUGCCAUUGUCUUUGGUGUUUUAGACAUGAAGUGCUUGCCCAUGCCUGUGUCCUGAAUGGUAUUGCCUAGGUUUUCUUCUAGGGUUUUUAUGGUUUUAGGCUAACAUUUAAGUCUUUAAUCCAUCUGGAAUUAAUUUUUGUAUAAGGUGUAAGGAAGGGAUCCAGUUUCAGCUUUCUACAUAUGGCUAGCCAGUUUUCCCAGCACCAUUUAUUAAAUAGGGAAUCCUUUCCCCAUUUCUCGUUUUUGUCAGGUUUGUCAAAGAUCAGGUGGUUGUAGAUAUGUGGCAUUAUUUUUGAGGGCUCUGUUCUGUUCCAUUGGUCUAUAUCUCUGUUUUGGUACCAGUACCAUGCUGUUUUGGUUACUCUAACCUUGUAGUAUACUUCGAAGCCAGGUAGUAUGAUGCCCCCAGCUUUGUUCUUUUGGCUUAGGAUUGCUUUGCAAUGUGUGCUCUUUUUUGGUUCCAUAUGAACUUUAAAGUAGUUUUUUCCAAUUCUGUGAAAAAAGUCAUUGGUAGCUUGAUGGGGAUGGCAUUGAAUCUAUAAAUUACCUUGGGCAGUAUGGCCAUUUUCAUGAUAUUGAUUCUUCCUACCCAUGAGCGUGGAAUGUUCUUCCAUUUGUUUGUAUCCUGUUUUAUUUCAUUGAGCAGUGGUUUGUAGUUCUCCUUGAAGAGGUCCUUCACAUCCCUUGUAAGUUUGAUUCCUAGGUAUUUUAUUCUCUUUGAAGCAAUUGUGAAUGGGAGUUCACUCAUGAUUUGGCUCUCUGUUUGUCUGUUAUUGGUGUAUAAGAACGCUUGUGAUUUUUGCACAUUGAUUUUGUAUCCUGAGACUUUGCUGAAGUUGCCUAUCAGCUUAAGGAGAUUUUGGGCCUGAGACGAUGGGGUUUUCUUGAUAUACAAUCUUGUCAUCUGCAAACAGGGACAAUUUGACUUCUCUUUUCCUAAUUGAAUAUGCUUUAUUUCUUUCUCCUGCCUGAUUGCCCUGGCCAGAACUUCCAAUACUGUGUUGAAUUGGAGUGGUGAGAGAGGGCAUCCCUGUCUUGUGCCAGUUUUCAAAGGGAAUGCUUCCCUUUUUUGCCCAUUCUGUAUGAUAUUGGCUGUGCGUUUGUCAUAGAUAGCUCUUAUUAUUUUAAGAUACGUCCCAUCAAUACCUAAUUUAUUGAGAGUUUUUAGUAUGAAGGUUGUUGAAUGUUCUCAAAGGCCUUUUCUGCAUCUAUUGAGAUAAUCAUAUCUUUUGUCAUUGGUUCUGUUUAGAUGCUGGAUUACGUUUAUUGAUUUUCAUAUGUUGAAACAGCCUUGCAUCCCAGGGAUGAAGCCCACUUGAUCAUGGUGGAUAAGCUUCUUGAUGUGCUGCUGGAUUCGGUUUGCCAGUAUUUUAUUGAGGAUUUUCACAUUGAUGUUCAUCAGGGAUAUUGGUCUAAAAUUCUCUUUUUUUGUUGUGUCUCUGCCAGGCUUUGGUAUCAGGAUGAUGCUGGCCUCAUAAAAUUUAGUUAGGGAGGAUUCCCUCUUUUUCUAUUGAUUGGAAUAGUUUCAGAAGGAAUGGUACCAGAUCCUCCUUGUACCUCUGGUAGAAUUCGGCUGUGAAUCCAUCUGGUCCUGGACUUUUUUUUGGUUGGUAAGCUAUUAAUUAUUGCCUCAAUUUCAGAGCCUGUUAUUGGUCUAUUCAGAUAUUCAACUUCUUCCUAGUUUAGUCUUGGGAGGGUGUAUGUGUUGAGGAAUUUAUCCAUUUCUUCUAGAUUUUCUAGUUUAUUUGCGUAGAGGUGUUUACAGUAUUCUCUGAUGGUAGUUUGUAUUUCUGUGGGAUCGGUGGUGAUAUCCCCUUUAUCAUUUUUUAUUGCAUCUAUUUGAUUCUUCUCUCUUUUCUUCUUUAUUAGUCUUGCUAGUGGUCUAUCAAUUUUGUUGAUCUUUUCAAAAAACCAGCUCCUGGAUUCAUUGAUUUUUUGAAGGGCUUUUUGUGUCUCUAUCUCCUUCAAUUCUGCUCUGAUCUUAGUUAUUUCUUGCCUUCUGCUAGCUUUUGAAUGUAUUUGCUCUUGGUUCUCUAGUUCUUUUAAUUGUGAUGUUAGGGUGUCAAUUUUAGAUCUUUCCUGCUUUCUCUUGUGGGCAUUUAGUGCUAUAAAUUUCCCUCUACACACUGCUUUGAAUGUGUCCCAGAGAUUCUGGUAUGUUCUGUCUUUGUUCUCACUGGUUUCAAAGAACAUCUUUAUUUCUGCCUUCAUUUCAUUAUGUACCCAGUAGUCAUUCAGGCGCAGGUUGUUCAGUUUCCAUGUAGUUGAGCGGUUUUGAGUGAGUUUCUUAAUCCUGAGUUCUAGUUUGAUUGCACUGUGGUCUGAGAGACAGUGUUAUAAUUUCUGUUCUUUUACAUUUGCUGAGGAGUGCUUUACUUCCAACUAUAUGGUCGAUUUUGGAAUAAGUGCAGUGUGGUGCUGAGAAGAAUGUAUAUUCUGUUGAUUUGGGGUGGAGAGUUCUGUAGAUGUCUAUUAGGUCUGCUUGGUGCAGGGCUGUGUUCAAUUCCUGGAUAUCCUUGUUAACUUUCUGUCUCGUUGAUCUGUCUAAUAUUGACAGUGGGGUGUUAAAGUCUCCCAUUAUUAUUGUGUGGGAGUCUAAGUCUCUUUCUAGGUCUCUAGGGACUUGCUUUAUGAAUCUGGGUGCUCCUGUAUUGGGUGCAUAUAUAUUUAGGAUAGUUAGUUAUUUUUGUUGAAUUGAUCCCUUUACCAUUAUGUAAUGACCUUCUUUGUCUCUUUUGAUCUUUGUUAGUUUAAAGUCUGUUUUAUCAGAGACUAGGAUUUCAACCCCUGCCUUUUUUUUGUUUUCCAUUUGCUUGGUAGAUCUUCCUCCAUCCCUUUAUUUUUAGCCUAUGUGUGCCUCUGCAGGUGAGAUGGGUUUCCUGAAUACAGCACAUUGAUGGGUCUUGACUCUUUAUCCAAUUUGCCAGUCUGUGUCUUUUAAUUGGAGUAUUUAGCCCAUUUACAUUUAAGGUUAAUAUUGUUAUGUGUGAAUUUGAUCCUGUCAUUAUGAUGUUAGCUGGUUAUUUUUCUUGUUAGUUGAUGCAGUUUCUUCCUAGCCUCAAUGGUCUUUACAAUUUGGCAUGUUUUUGCUGUGGCUGGUACCAGUUAUUCCUUUGCAUUUUUAGUGCUUCCUUCAGGAGCUCUUUUAGGGCAGGCCUGGUGGUGACAAAAUCUCUCAGCAUUUGCUUGUCUGUACAGUAUUUUAUCUCUCCUUCACUUAUGAAGCUUAGUUUGGCUGGAUAUGAAAUUCUAAAUUGAAAAUUCUUUUCUUUAAGAAUGUUGAAUAUUGGCCCCCACUCUCUUCUGGCUUGUAGAGUUUCUGCCGAGAGAUCAGCUGUUAGUCUGAUGGGCUUCCCUUUGUGGGUAACCUGACCUUUCUCUCUGGCUGCCCUUAACAUUUUUUCCUUCAUUUCAACUUCAGUGAGUCUGACAAUUAUGUGUCUUGGAGUUGCUCCUCUUGAGGAGUAUCUUUGUGGCGAUCUCUGUAUUUCCUGAAUUUGAAUGUUGGCCUUCCUUGCUAGAUUGGGGAAGUUCUCCUGGAUAAUAUCCUGCAGAGUGUUUUCCAACUUGGUUCCAUUCUCCCCAUCACUUUCAGGUACACCAAUCAGACGUAGAUUUGGUCUUUUCACAUAGUCCCAUAUUUCUUGGAGGCUUUGUUCGUUUCUUUUUAUUCUUUUUUCUCUAAACUUCUCGCUUCAUUUCAUUUAUUUCAUCUUCCAUCACUGAUACCCUUUCUUCCAGUUGAUUGAAUCAGGUACUGAGGCUUGUGCAUUCGUCAUGUAGUUCUCAUGCCUUGGUUUUCAGCUCCAUCAGGUCCCUUAAGGACUUCUCUGCAUUGAUUAUUCUAGUUAGCCAUUCGUCUAAUUGUUUUUCAAGGUUUUUAACUUCUUUGCCAUGGGUUCGAACUUCCUCCUUUAGUUCGGAGUAGUUUGAUCAUCUGAAGCCUUCUUGUCUCAACUCAUCAAAGUCAUUCUCUGUCCAGCUUUGUUCCAUUGCUGGUGAGGAGCUGCGUUCCUUUGGAGGGCUGAGGCACUCUGAUUUUUAGAGUUUCCAGUUUUUCUGCUCCGUUUUUUCCCCAUCUUUGUGGUUUUAUCUACCUUUGGUCUUUGAUGAUGGUGAUGUACAGAUGGGGUUUUGGUGUGGAUGUCCUUUCUGUUUGUUAGUUUUCCUUCUAACAGUCAGGACCCUCAGCUUCAGGUCUAUUGGAGUUUGCUGGAGGUCCACUCCAGACCCUCUUUGCCUGGGUAUCAGCAGCAGAAGCUGCAGAACAGCGGGUAUUGGUGAACAGCAGAUGUUGCUGCCUGAUCGUUCCUCUGGAAGUUUUGUCUCAGAGGAGUACCCAGCCAUGUGAGGUGUCAGUCUACCCCUACUGGGGGAUGCCUCCCAGUUAGGCUACUUGGGAGUCAGGGACGCACUUGAGGAGGCACUCUGUCUGUUCUCAGAUGUCCAGCUGCGUGCUGGGAGAACCAGUGCUCUCUUCAAGGCUGUCAGACAGGGACGUUUAAGUCUGCAGAGGAUUCUGCUGCCUUUUGUUUGGCUGUGCCCUGCCCCCCAGAGGUGGAGUCUACAGAGGCAGGCAGGCCUCCUUGAACUGCGGUGGGCUCCACCGAGUUCGAGUUUCCUGGCCGCUUUGUUUACCCCCUCAAGCCUCCGCAAUGGUGGGCGCCCCUCCCCCAGCCUCACUGCCACCUUGCAGUUUGAUCUCAGACUGCUGUGCUAGCAAUGAGUGAGGCUCUGUGGGUGUAGGACCCUCUGAGCCAGGUAUGGGAUAUAAUCUCCUGGUGUGCGAUUUGCUAAGACCAUUGGAAAAGCGUAGUAUUAGGGUGGGAAUGACCCAAUUUUCCAGGUGCCGUCUGUCACCCCUUUCUUUGACUAGGAAAGGGAAUUCCCUGACCCCUUGUGCUUCCCGGGUGAGGCAGUGCCUCGCCCUGUUUCAGCUCAUGCUUGGUGCGCUGCACCCACUGUCUUGCAGCCACUUUCCAACACUCCCUAGUGAGAUGAACCCGGUACCUCAGUUGGAAAUGCAGAAAUCACCCGUCUUCUGCGUCGCUCACGCUGGGAGCUGUAGACUGGAGCUGUUCCUAUUCGGCCAUCUUGGCUCCGCCUGUCGAGAUAUUUUACAUUAACUUUCUAUGACAUACUUAUAGCAAAACUUAUUUUUUCAUGCAGAAUAGUCUAUAUUCUAUAUUUAUUGUAAAGCAUAUACCGUACAUGGUGACUAGUCACCAUGCUGUACAAUAAAUUUUCUGAACUUA